This is a messenger RNA of Pieris macdunnoughi, 534 nucleotides long. Lineage: Eukaryota; Metazoa; Arthropoda; Insecta; Lepidoptera; Pieridae. The record is from the annotation of a GenBank genome assembly.
AUGACAAGAACGACGCCAGAUGCUCUAUCUAGCUUGAACCAAUUUAACAACGCGACGAUCCCAACAGCAAGUAAUAUGAUAACAGUUGCCAAAUCAACGCACAGUAAUAAACGCCCGCCCAUCAUCAUUUACCCCACUGUGUCACCCGAGUCAAUAGUCAUACCGAUCGUGUCCUGCAUUUUCGGCUUUCCAUUAUUGGCUCUGACAGUUAUUUGCUGUUUGCGACGAAGGGCGAAAUUAGCGAGGGAACGCGCAAGACGCCGCAACUGCGAAUUGGAUCGCGGUGAGUUAUCUGUGGUGAGAAUGUCUCCGAUGAAAAAUAGACAACGGGCGGUCAGUCUCGUCCGCUGUCCGCGGCCGCCUCCCUCACUUGAAUUGGACACUGUCCUGGAAGAACGCUCCGAUCCGGAACAAACUACGCUUUCACAGGUGGAAAUAACCCCAGACAAGGAAGUGGGUUCGAUACUCUUCGGAGCCAUUGGUGCUGUGGGGGCAGCCGCGGUUACUGCGGCCGCCUGCGCCGGCGACAGCUAG